Messenger RNA from Diuraphis noxia (Russian wheat aphid), 1142 nucleotides. Its product is annotated as BUD13 homolog. Gene Ontology annotation, molecular function: RNA binding. The record is from RefSeq and is a predicted model, not a curated record. NCBI's taxonomy places the organism in Eukaryota, Metazoa, Arthropoda, Insecta, Hemiptera, Aphididae. Gene Ontology annotation, cellular component: U2-type spliceosomal complex; RES complex. Gene Ontology annotation, biological process: mRNA splicing, via spliceosome.
UGUUUGUUAUUAUUCCGCAUUUCCAGAAUUUGGUAAUUUUAAAUUUACAUCUUACUGCAUUGGUAGGUAAAGAUCUGGCUUGCGACUAAAUAAGUUCAGAUUUGACAGAACUCUAUUAUUUAUUAGUCUGAAGCAGAAAAAAUGUCAGAAAAAGAGUCUAAAAAAAAGGUUAUAUCUCAAAAGGAUUAUCUAAAAAGAUAUCUUUCUGGCAUAAAGAAGAAAAAAGAUAAAAUCAAAAUUCAAAAAAGAGUACAAAUUAUUGAUGACAAUAUUGAUUAUGUUGAAAAUGAAGAUGGAAAUAACAUUGAAUUUGAUCCUGUUGAUGAAUUUGCACCUCAAAUUGUAGGUGUUAUUGAUGAGAGACCUCAAGAUAUUAAGACAUUGGACAUGUACAAAAAUAAAAAUCGGUGGAAACGAUUAGGUGGAGAUAGUGACAUUGAAGAAGAUUCUACUAAAAUCAAUGUUGAUCAAGUCAACAAUUAUGUACAGCAAAUAAAUAAAUCCACUUUAAAUGAUAUCAUAAAAGAGGAAAAUGAAGAGUCAAUAGAAAAUGGUAUGCCUAUUAGACGUGACCGAAAAACGGGUAAGAAACGAGACCUCAAAAAAGAAAGAGAAGAAGAAAGAAAAAAAGAAGAAAUAUUAAAAGAGCAUAAAGCAAAAUAUGCUAUAUGGGGAAAAGGUGUAAAACAAGUCAAGGAUGCUGAAGAACAAUACCAAUCUGAUUUGCAUGAAAUGCAAAAACCAUUAGCAAGAUAUGCAGACGAUCAAGACCUGGAGAAUUUGUUAAAGUCUAAAAUCAGAGAAGGAGAUCCAAUGCUUGAAUAUAUCACAAAAAAUAAAGGAUCAGGUGAAGAGUCUCCUGAUGGUGUGAGACAUGAAGUAAGAGAGUUUCGAGGAUUUUGUCCACCAAAUAGGUUUGGCAUACGCCCAGGAUUUGCUUGGGAUGGUGUAGACAGAUCAAAUGGUUAUGAACAGAAAUGGCUAUUGCAGCUAAAUUCUCAGAAAGCUGUGGGAGAUGAAGCAUACAAAUGGAGCUGUUCUGACAUGUGAAUUUGUGUGAUCAAAGUUUCAAGUUUAUUAUAAUUGGCACCUAUAAUUAUGUUAAUGUGUAUUCAGACCAAAGUCUAUUAUUAUUAAAUUAU